This is a messenger RNA of Zophobas morio, 641 nucleotides long. Its product is annotated as large ribosomal subunit protein uL24-like. Gene Ontology annotation, molecular function: RNA binding; structural constituent of ribosome. The transcript is spliced from 8 exons. Gene Ontology annotation, cellular component: mitochondrion; ribosome. Gene Ontology annotation, biological process: translation. Lineage: Eukaryota; Metazoa; Arthropoda; Insecta; Coleoptera; Tenebrionidae. Bases 17 to 616 code for a protein of 199 amino acids. The record is from RefSeq and is a predicted model, not a curated record.
AUUUAAUAUUCCGUAGAUGGUUUACAAGUUUAAGCCGUUAAAGAUCCCUCUAUUGCCUUGGCUGAAAAGGCAUAGAAAAAUGAGGGAAGCCGUUAUUCCUCGAGAAAGUUGGAAGCUUUCUGUUGGGGACGAAGUUGAAGUUAUUCAGGGGCCUUAUUUAGGAAAAAGGGGUAAAAUCAUCGAAAAUAUAUAUAAUGAGAACAAAGUUAGAGUAAAGGGUGUUUCUUUGACGGUCCGGCGAAUACCUGCAGCUGGUGGGAAUCCUGGUGGCCUCUUUGAAAAUGAAAGGCCUAUACGUUACUCUGACGUGGCUUUAAUUCAUCCAAUAAAAAAUGUGCCCGUUAGAGUGAGACUAAUUGUGGAUAAGAAAAAAGAUAUAAGAACUAGAGCUACUCUCGACACUGGACACGAAAUUCCGUUUCCCAAAAUAGUUGAAAAGAAAUUGGACAAAAUACAGGCGGGCCCCAAAGACACUCCUGCUGCUGUAGUGCUUGAAAAAACGUACAUUCCUUCUCUCGUUAAGCCCGAUCACCAGAUCCUCUUUUCUUUGGGCCUUGAUAUCGAGGGCAAACCUUUUAGAAACCUGAAUAAAGAAGAUUCGAGACGAAAAAUUUAAUUUGAAAUAUUUUUACUAAAGGAAU